Rhododendron vialii is the source of this 2222-nucleotide messenger RNA. RefSeq lists its product as uncharacterized. The record is from RefSeq and is a predicted model, not a curated record. The transcript is spliced from 3 exons. The coding region runs from base 120 to 2042 and encodes 640 amino acids. Lineage: Eukaryota; Viridiplantae; Streptophyta; Magnoliopsida; Ericales; Ericaceae.
CAAAGCUAGAAAUAUCACCCUCUCAACAAAGCAAUGACAAUUUGUCUUCCUCCAAACAAAGCAGCUUAGAAAUCAACCUGACAGAUCUUCCCGAAGAUCCAGGACUACGACCUCAGAUCAUGGAUUAUGAUCCCAACAACCGAGACCAAAUCCGUCGGGCAUAUCUUGAAAGGGGCCCUUGUCAACCUCGUAACCAUAUUUAUCCUCAAAAAAGAAUUGGAAAAACCAUCUUACGGUUCAAUCAGUCCUGGUUUAAUGAAUUCCCUAAUUGGUUAGAGUAUAGCAUAGCAAAAGAUGCUGUGUUUUGUCAAUAUUGUUAUCUUUUCAGACCAGAUAAUGGAACUAAGGUGCGUGGUCAAUCUUUCGUUAGCAGAGGCUUCUCAUCUUGGCAGAAGAAAGAAAAGUUGCGAACUCAUGUGGGAGGCCAUAAUAGUGCUCAUAACCAAGCCUGGUCUAAAUGUCAAGACUUGUUGGGCCAAAAGCAGCUUAUUCAGGAGAUUUCUCCUAAACAAUCAGACCUCACUCAAAAUGUCCAAGCCUGGUCUAAAUGUCAAGACUUGUUGGGCCAAAAGCAGCUUAUUCAAGUGAUUUCUCCUAAACAAUCAGACCACACUCAAAAUGAAUUCCAAACCUUCUUGAAAGCAUCAAUUGAUUUAGUUCGAUGCUAUCAAAGGCAGGGAUUUCUCUUCCGUGAUCCCGAACAUUACUUAUUUGAUAUAAGUAAUGAAGGGUUAUUUCUUGAUCUGUUAAAGUUUAUUGCUGACAAAAAUGAAGACAUCAAAGCGGUACUUGCAUUGGACGAUGAUCCUCAAAAUCUUGAAUUGGCAGCUGCUGAUCUUCGGAAGGAUAUUGUGAGUGUGGCUGCAUUUGAAACAGUCAACGAGAUUAUUAGAGAUCUGGGUGCUGGACCGUUCUCUAUUUGGAUUGACGAAACCCGUGACAUCUCAAACAAGGAUCAAAUGGCAGUUGUGCUAAGGUAUGUUGACAGAAAGGGGCAAUUAAUUGAACACUUUUUGGGUAUUGGUCAUGUUACAAAUACUGAUGCUUUCUCACGCAAGACAGCAGUGGAAGAGUUAUUUAGUAGGCUAGGACUUAGUAUUUCUAGAUUGCUCGAGCAGGGUUACGGCGUGGCUGAUAAUGUGCAUGAAGAUUUAAAUGGUCUCGAAGCACUUAUAAUUGAAGAAAAUCCAUGUGCAUAUUGUGUUCACUUUUUUGCUUAUAAACUUCAAUCAGCUCUUGUUGAUGUGUCAGCGAAUAAUAUUGAGAUCCCUGUAGUCUUUUACUGUGUCUCUAGAGUCGUGAAUGUUGUUGGAGCUUCAUGCAAAAGUCAAGACAUUCUUUGGGCGAAACAAGCUGCAAAAAUUGUUGAGGCACUUACUAUUGGAGAGCUUUCAAGCUGCCAAAGCUUAAAUCAGGAGACCCGAGGUGACUAUUCUGGUGAAACAUGUUGUGGCUCACACUAUACUGCAUUGGUUAACUUGAUCGAUAUGUUCGCAGCUGUGAUUGAGGAGCUUGACGUGAUUUUGAAGGAUGGUUCAUUUGUAGAAGACCGAGUAAAAGCACAUAUCUUGUUGAGUGUGAUGCUAACAUUUGACUUUGUAUUCAGUCUUCAUUUGCUGAAAACAAUAUUGGGAAUUACAAAUGAGUUGUCACUGACAUUGCAAACGAGGGAUAACGGUACUGUGAACGCAGUGGAAGUACUUGAAAUGACCAAAAGGCGAUUUCUCAUGAUGAGGGAGAGUGGUUGGACCUCCUUACUUGAUGAUGUUUCCUCAUUUUGUGCAGAGUAUGAAAUUGACGUUCCUAAUAUGGAUGAUCUGUAUACUGAAAAAGGGCGAAGAAGAGGUGAAGUUCUGGAGGUUAUGAACUUGCAAUACUACAAGUUCGAGUUUUGCAGGAGAACUGAUAAAGGGCUAUGUUCGAAGCAUGCUGAUGCCUCUGGUUUGUUCGAGAAAUUGAUUGGGACACCGGAACCAAUACUUGUUUCUGGAGACAGCCUAUUGCUUUACUGUAUUUGGACAUGUCUCUACCUGAAGAUUUAGAGGUUUUAGUCUAGUUUGCCCCCAAAUUUUCUUCUUCAUCCGCAUCAAUGAGCACAAUAAUGUUGGGGAAAAAGGAGUGUACGUAGUAGUUAUAAAACGGGCGUCGUUUGUUUCAGAUUUUAAUUCUCUCUUACAGUUAGGAAUCCUCUUCAUUUCUGAAGGAGCCCCUCAUUUAUUUCG